Molecule: messenger RNA, 1997 nt
Organism: Microstroma glucosiphilum
Lineage: Eukaryota; Fungi; Basidiomycota; Exobasidiomycetes; Microstromatales; Microstromataceae
Exons: 3
Coding region: 46-1872 (608 amino acids)
Biological process (GO): phosphatidylinositol dephosphorylation
Cellular component (GO): endoplasmic reticulum
Molecular function (GO): phosphatidylinositol-4-phosphate phosphatase activity
Source: RefSeq, a predicted model, not a curated record
CGUAAUGCUCAAGAUGGAGAGAAGGUCUUCUCUACCAGUGGAAGCAUGCCGGAGGAUAGUGGCAGGAAAGAGAAGACAGUCGAUGUGCUUGGAAUUCUCGGCGUGAUCCCGCUGCACACUACGUCCUUCCUCGUCGUCAUCACUUCGCGCUCUCACGUCACCACUCUUUUAGACUCUCCAGUAUACAUGGCGACCGAUUUCAGAGUAUUCCCCCUAUCUUCCAAGGCCGAUCGACACCACCCAAUUGACCGGACUCUGUUGGGCCUGCUCAAGUCUCACCUCUACUCUGCCCCCUUCUACUUCUCCUAUGGCUGGGACCUCACUAGCUCUCUGCAGCGCCAGGCCAGAGUGACCAAGCAGGCAGGCGAAAAGGCGGUACCGGCAUGGAAGCGGGCGGACGAGAGGUUCUUCUGGAACCACUACCUCAGUGAGCCACUCAUCGAAGCCACUAGGACUGCCGGUGGACCGGAUCUGUCGCGCUUCAUCCUUCCCUGCAUUUUUGGCUUCCUCUCCGUAAAGACAGCCACUGUCAAUGGGCAUGACUUUCUCUUCGGCCUUAUCGCCAGGCGGUCCCGCCACCGCGCCGGAACUCGAUACUUCUCGCGAGGUGUCGAUGAGGAGGGUAAUGUGAGCAACUUCAAUGAGACGGAGCAAUUUGUCAUCCUCGACCCUCCUACGUCAGACGGCGGAGCCUCCAAGGGCCACAUCCAGGGCAAGGUCAAAUACAGCUACGUCCAGACGCGAGGUAGUGUGCCGGUGCACUGGGCUGAGGUAAACAACCUACGCUACAAGCCCGAUCUGGUAGUCAUGGAGAAGGAGGAGACCAAAGAUGCUACCGCCAGGCAUUUCCGCAAUCAAGUCGACUUCUACGGCGACAACUACCUUGUCAAUCUCGUCAACCAGUCUGGGUAUGAAAAGCCAGUCAAGGAGGCCUACGAGAAGGCAGUCGAUGCUCUGAACAAUGACCGGGUUCACUACAUCUACUACGAUUUCCACCACGAGUGCAAGGGGAUGAAGUUUGAAAAGGUGUGGGACUUGGUGGAGAGACUGCAGAAGAUGGGCUUGAAGGGUGACGACUGGUUCGAGUACGAUGAGGGUAGCAAGGGAGGCAGUAUUGUCAAGGAGCAGAGCCAUGCCGUUCGCACAAACUGCAUGGACUGUCUAGACCGGACCAACGUUGUCCAGGGCACACUGGGUCGCUGGGUACUGACGUACCAGCUGAGGAAGGCGGGCAUCCUGGGAGAGGACGAGUGGAUUGAGAAGAGCGAAAAGUUCAUGUAUCUCUUCAGGAAUGUCUGGGCCGACCAUGCCGAUGGAGUCUCGCGAGCCUACUCGGGCACAGGCGCUCUCAAGACCGACUUCACCCGCACAGGCAAGCGCUCCACCGAAGGUGCGAUUCAGGACGGCGUUAAUUCCAUCACCCGUUACGUCAAGAACAACUUCUUUGACGGCCCGCGUCAAGACGCCUACGACCUCUUCACCGGUAGUUGGAAGCCAGAAAAGGGCGUGGCAGGAACUAGGCGAUCCCUCACGCUGAGGGCCAUGCCGUACAUCCUGGCCUUCUCCUUUGCCAUGGUCCUUGCCGGCCUCAUCCUCCCGCACCACGGCGAUGAGCACCACUAUCUCUCCCUCACCAGCUACCUCGCCAUCUGGUUCACCGUCCUGACCUUUUCCCUCCGCUUCAUCCUCGACCAAGGAGUAGAAUUCGUCGCGUACCCCUCCCUGCACAGGGACAAGUACGAUGAGUUGAUCAAGUACAAUGGCAAAGGAUGGAGUUCCGGACGUCAUGGACGCGGGCCGGGAGAGAAGUGGGGAGGGAAUCGCAAAGGGGGGAGGUACGUUGGCGGAGAUAUGGCCAAGGUGCCGCAAUAGACGCAGGGCCGUGCAGAGGGGCGUAGCACAGUGCGGGACCCCGCGACGAAAGAAUAGAGGACUCUGUUGUGAUGGUACGGGACACGGACUCUGCGCUACGUAAUACCAUUCUCUUGAAUUCCCGU